Molecule: messenger RNA, 516 nt
Organism: Entamoeba invadens IP1
Lineage: Eukaryota; Evosea; Mastigamoebida; Endamoebidae
Exons: 2
Coding region: 1-516 (171 amino acids)
Biological process (GO): dUTP biosynthetic process
Molecular function (GO): dCTP deaminase activity
Source: RefSeq, a predicted model, not a curated record
AUGUCCGUACUAAGCCACGAUGCCAUUUUGAAAGCUAUAAAUGAUAAAGAAAUCACCAUCACACCCUUCGACGCAAAGAACGUCGGCCCCGCCUCCAUCGACUUGAGUCUGGACAACGAGUUCAGAACUUUCAUCAACAAGUCAGAACCACUUGACAUAAAAGAGUCUACCAACUAUAGAGAAGAGACAGAGGUCCACAAAAUUGCUGAUGACGAAUUCUUUGAGGUUCCACCACAAACAACCUGUCUUGGAAUUACCAAAGAGGUUGUCGGACUCUCCGAUGGUCUCUGCGCAUUGUUAGAAGGAAGAUCCCGUUUCGCUCGCCUUGGGCUCUUCGUCCAUAUCACUGCCUCUUUUAUGAACCCAGGCAUCAACAACAGACAGGUUCUUGAGAUUUAUAACUCCUCAAAUAGAGUGAUUCGUUUAUACCCAGGCCAAAAGGUUUGCCAGAUGGUCUUUAUGCGUAUGGAAGGCAAUGCCCAGUAUAAGGGAAUAUUUGAACACAACUUCCUUUAA